Molecule: messenger RNA, 707 nt
Organism: Adineta ricciae
Lineage: Eukaryota; Metazoa; Rotifera; Eurotatoria; Adinetida; Adinetidae
Source: the annotation of a GenBank genome assembly
UUGACAAAUUAUCUGCGAUUGAAUUGGACAAUAACGAUUGGGACUUUUUAGUAUCAUUAAACCGUGUAUUAAAUCCGUUCGCUCUUGCGACGGUUAUGAUGUCUGGCAAGAAUUAUCCAUCUAUUGGCUUGACUUAUCACGCAAUACAAAAAUUGAAACAUUUUUGUGAAAUUGACGAUGGUGGAAAUGAACACGUCAAUGCAUUUAAAAAGUUAUUAUUGUCCAAGAUCUGCAAAUACUUUUAUCAAGAUGUGGAACAAGUCGAUCACUUUCAGAAACAUGCAUUUUUUGAUCCAGUUGCACAUCUUAGUUUGAAUGACAAUGAAAAAACUCAAUGUGAGAAAUAUAUCAAGAAUUUGAUACUAGGCGAUAUUUAUCCUCAAAGAGCUUCUCAGUUGGAUUCGACUCAAACUUCAUUGCCAACUAACACGAUUCCAACGUCAUCAACAACACAAUCUCAAGUGCAUCAGUCAGUUCCACAAUCUGCAUUGCUGAAGCGAUCAACUUAUGAUGACUUUAUUGCGGCAUGCGGUCAAGACCAUUUUGAGCGUGAAACUAUAAGAGAAAAAAGCAAACGCGUUGGUCUCAUUGAAGAAUUGAAGUAUUUUCGGGCAGCUGUACAGGAUUUCAACGCAAAAAGAAAACCUUCGACAACAGCCGCAGUUGAGUUUUGGAAAUCUCAUCAUAUACAUUUACCACAAUUAUGA